Messenger RNA from Rhodotorula toruloides NP11, 3951 nucleotides. Its product is annotated as transcription elongation factor SPT5. Gene Ontology annotation, cellular component: DSIF complex. The transcript has 9 exons. Lineage: Eukaryota; Fungi; Basidiomycota; Microbotryomycetes; Sporidiobolales; Sporidiobolaceae. Bases 1 to 3951 code for a protein of 1316 amino acids. The record is from RefSeq and is a predicted model, not a curated record. Gene Ontology annotation, biological process: regulation of DNA-templated transcription elongation; regulation of transcription by RNA polymerase II; transcription elongation-coupled chromatin remodeling. Gene Ontology annotation, molecular function: mRNA binding.
AUGGAGCCAGUCUCGCCACAGGCCAACCAGGGACUCGACGACGGCCCGCCCGUCCCCGCCGCCUUCAUCCCGUCCCACACCGCGCCCGAGAACGACGGCGCACUCGGCCAGACGCUGUCGGAGAUUGAGGCGCACGCGGACGAGAACGACGUCAAAGACGAGGAGGGCGAGCCGGCGGACGACCAGCCCGAGGAGGUCGGCAAGGAUCCGGAGCAGGACCUUGAUGAGGAGGAGGAGGGUAGCGAGAACAAGGACGAGGCCAAGGGGGAGGCAGAGGACGACGAGGACGACGAAGAGGACGACGAUGAAGAUGAGGACGAGGACGAUGACCGUCCUCGCAAGAAGCGGAGACGCAGGCGCGGCGGGAACCAGUUCCUCGAUAUCGAGGCCGACGUCGACGAGGACGAGGACGAGGAAGAGGAGGAAGGAGAGGAGGGAUUCGUCGCCAAUGACAACUUCAUCGUCGAACGCCGCGAACCCCGCCGCGAGGCCGACGGCGGCCUGCCUGCAGGGGAGGACGAGGGAGACGAUGGAGGCGGAGACUUUGACGGCGACGCGUCGCACAGGCGGUUGGACCGCAGGCGGAUGGCGCAGCGCGACAGGGAGGCGGCCGAACUUGCAGAGGCGCUCGACGCGAGGUACAAGCGGAACAAGUACAGCACGUCGGGCGCGGAGGACUGGGCACCGAAGGCGUUGUUGAUGCCGAGUGUGAACGACCCGUCCAUCUGGGGCAUCAAGUGCAAGAUUGGACGCGAGCGCGACCUCAUCCUCUCCAUCUCUCGCAAAGCUGCCGCCCUCGCCGCUUCGGACGGCGCGCCCAUGCAGAUCAUCUCGGCCUUCCAGCGCGACUCGCUCAAGGGCUACAUCUACGUCGAGGCUCGCUCCGAAGCUCACGUCCGCAACGCCGUCCACGGCCUCAUCGGCUUGUACAUCAACGGGCCAAACGGAAUCUUCCUUGUCGACAUCGAGGAGAUGCCCGACCUGCUCAAAACGAAGCAGAAGAAGGUCGACCUCCAGGCGGGCGGAUGGGUCCGCUUCAAGCGCGGCAAGUACUCGGGUGACCUCGCGCAGGUCAUUGCGCCGUCCGAGAACGGAGACGAGAUCGCCGUCAAGUUCAUCCCUCGCAUCGACCUGACGCCGAAGGACGAGGCGCUGCAGACGGGCUCGGACGGCAAGAAGCGCAAGAAGGGCUCGUCCAUGCCCAUCGCCUUCCGCCCGCCCCAACGCCUCUUCAACGCCGACGAGAUCAGCAAAAUCUACGGCGCCAAGGAGGUCACGCGGCGCGGUGGAGGGUUGUGCAUCUUCCGCGGCGACGACUACGUGAAUGGCUUCUGCGAGAAGGACAUCCGCCUUUCGGCCCUCACCACCGAGAACGUCCAGCCUACGAUCGACGAGCUCACGCGGUUCCAGGGCGAUGCGGCGAACGGCGCCGCGGGGGCGGACGGCUCGCUCGACUUGACGCAGAUCGCCGACGCGACUCGCACGCUGUCGAAGACGAUCCUCCAGCCUGGUGACCAUGUCGACAUCUUCGAGGGCGACCAGAAGGGCGUUUACGGUACCAUCGAGUCGAUCCUCGGCGAGUCGGUUGUCGUCGUCCCGCACGCCGACCUCCAGCUCGAGGGCACCAAGAUCGAGAUCCCCGCUCGCAGCGUCCGCAAGCGCUUCAGCCCCGGUGACCACGUCAAGGUCAUGCAGGGCGCGAACGCGGACGAGACGGGUCUGGUCGUCAAGGUCGAGGGCGACGUUGUCACCUUCCUCUCGGAUCUCUCGUCGUCCGAAGUCUCCGUCUUUGCCAAGGACGUUCGCGAAGCGGCCGAAGUCGGGUCGGGCGUCAAUGUCAUUGCCGGCUACGAGCUGCACGACCUUGUCCAGCUCGACCCGCAGACGGCCGGUGUCAUCAUCAAGAUGGAGCGCGACCAGUUCCGCAUCCUCGACCAGACGGGCUCGGUUCGUGCGCUCAGGCCGAGCCAGAUCAGCGGAAAGGUCGACUCGAGGCACACCGUUGCGACUGACAAAGAGGGCUACGACAUCAAGGCCGGCGAGGUCAUGAAGGAGACGCUUCCGAACAACCCUACGAACAGCCGUCGCGGCAAGGUCCUGCACGUCUACCGCUCGCUCUACGCCUUCCUUCACUCUCGCGACGUUCCCGAGAACGGCGGUGUCUUCGUCGCCUACUCCCGCAACCUCGAGUCGACUGCGCCUCGACCAAACAAGCCCAAGAUCGGCACCGGGUUCGGCGGCGGGAUCGGCAGCGGCAUGAACCCUGAGCGCGCGGCGAUGUUGGGCAUCAACGGAGCGCCUCAGCAGCAGCCGCAGGUCGCGACGGGUGUCAGCUUCCGCCCCGACGGUCGCAUCAACCGCCGUGUCGCUGUUACCAAGGGAACCUACAAGGGCAACGCAGGCAUCAUCAAGGAUGUGACGGGCAACCAGGCUCGCGUCGAGCUGCAUUCAUCGAACAAGGUCAUCACGGUCGACCUCGGCAAGCUCAAGGAGCAGAAGGACGAUGGCACCCUCGUUGAGCUGGUCGAGUUUGCGGGACGCGGCGGCGGUGGUGGUGGGUACGGCGGCAGGAACGGCUUCGGGAGGGAAGGCUCGUCGUUCUCGACGGCGUCGAAUAUGGCGCCGCUCGGCGGUGCUGGUUACGGCGGCGGCUACGGAGCUCGCGCGGGCUCGCAGGCGUCGAGCGGGUACGGCGGUGGAACGGGGAUGUAUUCGGGCGGCAAGACGCCUGCUCCUUACGCUGGUGGCAAGACGCCUGCGCCCCAGUAUGGCGGCGCGACGCCCUUUGGUGGCGGUCUGACGCCCUUCGGCGCAGGCGGAGCGGGCGGCGUGACGCCUCAUGGUGCUGGCGGCGGAGCCUUCGACCCCUCCGGCCGCACCCCUGCGUACGGCGGUGGCGUCUCAAGCGCUUGGAACGCCAGCUCUCGCACGCCCUUCAUCCGCCCCGGAGGCGGCGCCAGCGACGCCUUUAACCCUUCCUCUCGGACGCCCUACCACCCCGGCGCAGCUCCCGCUCCCGGCGCCGGCACGACCCCCAAUCCGUACGCCAACGCGGCUGGCUUUGAUGGUGGCCGUACGCCCGAUCCUCGUCGCCUGGCAGGCGGACGCACGCCUUACGGAGGAGGCAAGACGCCUGCGUACGGAGCGAGCGGUGGCCGCACACCUGCGUACGGCGCGCGGAACGGCUACGGCGCAGCGAGCGCGCCUACUCCCGCCGCGACUGGAGCGCCGACGCCUGCUGCGACAGCUGGAGGGUCAGGCUGGGACGACGACGAGUGGGGAUCGGGCGGCGGCGCUGCGAGCGCACCAACUCCUGCGGCGCCCCGAGGCGGCGACUACAUGGGCGCGCCGACGCCUGCAGCGGGCGCUCCUACGCCUGGAGCGUUCCUCGGUGCACCUACGCCUGGCUUCACCGGCGCACCGACUCCCGCUGCCUACCCCUCUGGCCCGACACCCGGUCCAAGCGGCUCGUACGGCGCUGCAGCUCAGACGCCCGGGAACGCCGAUGGCUACCCGUACCAGACUCCUGGAGCGUACGCCGGUGCGGCGACGACUGCGGCUGAACCCAUCGAAGAGCGCGAGAUGCAGGGCGGCAUUAUCAUUCCGCACCCAAGCGAGUGGGUCAUUCCCGGCGUCAAGAUCAUUGUCAAGGCGAGCGGAUUCCAGGGUGGCAGGUUGACGGGCCAGCACGGCAUCGUCAAGAGUUCGAGCUCGACGACGGUCACGUUCACGCUCGAUCCGUACGGCGACUUGAUCGAGGACUUCCCGAUUGGCGACGUCGAGCCGAUGCCACCGUACCAGCCCGACCAGCAGGUCCUCGUCAUCGCCGGCGACUACCGCGGCGAACGCGGCAUCACCCGCUCGCAGGAUGGGGAGGACUACUGGGUUGAGCGUCCGGGCGACAAGCCCUCGAUGGUCGUCAACGUCGCCUACCUCGUCGAACUCGCAUGA